This is a messenger RNA of Durusdinium trenchii, 824 nucleotides long. The record is from the annotation of a GenBank genome assembly. Lineage: Eukaryota; Dinophyceae; Suessiales; Symbiodiniaceae.
GGGGGUUCGAACCAAUCCCGUUUGGACGGACCGGUGAAAGGGCUGUUUUCACGCACCGUUUGGGCAAGGCGUUUGGCUCCAGUGCACGUAGCUUCCUCCUCCCGCUUUCCACGACGGUCUGGACCGUUCCGUGUGGCUCGAAGAUGGCGCUCUAUACCUUUAUUCAAGUGGAGGAGGUGAUCAAGCUUUUGGAGGCCGAAGGUCUCACUGGAGCUCAAUGGCUGGACCAGACUCCCAAGGAGGAGGCCAUGCCCUUGGAGCCUCAGUGGAUCAACGUGAAAGAGACCCAGGUCUUUCCUGAAGCUUCUGCAGGAGGUCUAGGACAUCCGGAGUUUUGCGCGAGGCCAUGCGUCUAUUUCAGCAAAGGCAUGUGCCGCAACGGCGCCGAGUGCGAGUAUUGUCACUUGCCCCACGUGUCCAAUCCCAAGCUCGACAAGCGACAGCGGACGAUGGUGCAAGGGAUGCCCAAGUUCGACCUUCUCACGCUGGUGCAUGGGGCCUUGCAGCUCAGAGCCCAGCGAUUGAAGAAGAAGAAUGAGGAGUUUAUCAUCGAGGAGUUGUUGGUUCUCUUGCAGAAGGAGAUCUCAGCUCUCAGCCUACAGGACGCCGUGAUGUCGACGUCCAAGCACGACCUGCAGCUGGUCACCAAGUUGUUGUCUAAAAGCUCCAUCUCAGGCAUCGUGGCGAACCUCGUUCAAUUGCCUGAUCUUUACGAGAAGAUGGAGAAGGAAAUCUCUUACUUCAAGCUACGCAGGUACACAGGGUUGUGACCCGAAAAGAAAGCCCAACCACUUCACGAUGGAGGCGCGAAUGGUGACUUGGUG